GCGGGGACCAUGGCCAAGCGGGUGGCCGUGCUGCUGGCGGGCUGCGGCGUGUUCGACGGCAGCGAGAUCCACGAGGCGUCCGCGGUGCUGGUGCAUCUCAGCCGGGAGGGGGCUCAGGCUGAGGUUUAUGCUCCCAACAUCCCCCAGAUGCACGUGGUGGACCACGUGAAGGGGCAGCCCACGGCGGAGCAGCGCAAUGUCCUGGUGGAAAGUGCCAGGAUAGCCAGAGGCAACAUCAAGGACCUGGCCACGCUGGAUGUCAAGGGGCUGGACGCCCUCAUCAUCCCAGGUGGCUUUGGGGUGGCAAAAAACCUGAGCACUUGGGCCACGCAGGGCAAGAACUGCAGCGUCUCCAAAGAGGUGGAGGCUGUGCUGAGGGCGUUCCACGCUGCCCACAAACCCAUCGGGCUGUGCUGCAUCUCCCCCGUGCUGGCAGCCAAAAUCUUCCCGGGCUGUGAGGUCACCGUGGGCCAUGACACCGAGUGUGAGCAGUGGCCUUAUGCCAAGACUGCCGAGGCCAUGAAGGAGCUGGGCUGCAGACACGUCAACAGCCAGGUCACCGAGGCGCACGUGGACGCCAGGAACCGCCUGGUGAGCACCAGCGCCUUCAUGUGCAACGCCCCCAUCCACCAGGUGCACGACGGCAUCGGCAGCAUGGUCAGGGAGGUGCUGCGGCUGGCCUGAGCCCCCGCAGGCACCCAGCUCCUCCCCGUGGAGCCUGUCCCUGCCCUCACACAGCAACAGCUAAAGGGACACUGGCUCUGCCCCGCAGCUCUGGUGGCUGCUGAGGAGGGACAAUCCUGGAGGUGGCGUGCUCUGCCAAGGACGCGUCACUCCCUGGCGGGAGCUGGGCUGGAGCUGCCGUGGGAUGGUGGGAUGGGAGGGACCUCAAAGCUCAUCUUGUGCCAGGCUCCUCCCAUGGGCAGGGCCCCCUUCCACUGGCCCAGGCUGCUCCAUCUGGCCUUGGACACUUCCAGGGAUCCUGGGGCAGCCGCAGCUUUCUGGGCACCCUGUGCCAGGGCCUGCCCACCCUCACAGGGAGGAAUUCCAUCCCAAAAUCCCACCUAUCCCUGCCACAGGCUCCCCCAGGGUUCAGGGUCAGCUGAUCCCCAAGCCCUCCCUCAGGCAGUGAAUUGUGGCCAAAGGAAGGAACCCAGCUCUGCUACCAAAUAAAACCUGAUGCUUCUACUGAA
This is a messenger RNA of Melospiza melodia melodia, 1193 nucleotides long. Its product is annotated as putative glutamine amidotransferase-like class 1 domain-containing protein 3B, mitochondrial. The transcript is spliced from 4 exons. NCBI's taxonomy places the organism in Eukaryota, Metazoa, Chordata, Aves, Passeriformes, Passerellidae. The record is from RefSeq and is a predicted model, not a curated record. The coding region runs from base 10 to 684 and encodes 224 amino acids.